GGAAGUUGGCGAUACAGAUACCAACAAUAGAGCAGCCAGCGGAUUAUUCAAGAAAGCGGUCUCCGCGGACCAAGGCGCGCAUGAUCCAAGAGAUCAGGAACUACAUCGCAGCGUCCGACGACGAAAGUGACGAAGUACGAGACGAGACUGAGAAGUUGGUUGAGGCAUUAGAGAAGCGGAAGAGGAAGAAUAAGAAGAAAUCACCAAUCGUAAGUAAGACUACGAGUCGGACGGUGAGGAAGAAGACUGCGCAGCGGAAGGGGAAAGCACAAGUGACGGAUGAGGACGACAACGGCGGAGGUUUCUUGACUCCUAAGAAGGUGGGCCCUGCGGGAGGCUCGAGUGAGGAAUUGAUCGAGUAUGCACUCUCGCAGACACACGCCCUGAGUACCAUGAAAGCGACAGAGCUUCGCAGGAUCUGCGAUCAGGAGGGAGUUAAGUGGAUAAUCACACGCUGGGCGGAGCAUAUUAGGUGCUCGAAGACGGGUGGGGUUGGGAAUGCGCCGAAGUUGAAUUCGUGGCUGAGAUUCUAUGGAUGGAACAAAUACAUAGUGUUGCCAUUAGUGACGGGAGUUGAGGACGGGCUAGUAGUUGAAAGAUCUAUGAUUCACAGGUUCUCGUCUGUUCUUAACACGAUUGGGUGUGUGAGGACACGACCGAAGAAGCGACGGAAGGGGAGACAGAGAGGGAAAAAAGAUGAUAGGGAUGGUGGAAUAGUCCUUUUCCGGUAUGAGGCGAAAUCGUACGCGUCCCUGACAGAUCUCUUAGACAGUAUCAAGGGGAAGCAAGAAGUGAGACUGACCUCAGAAGCGGGAAGGGUAUGGGUCGGCUCAUGGAAGAAGUUGCGGGAGAAAUACGGACAGACUUAUAUCCUCAUUGGGCAGACUCGGAAGAAGUUGUGGGAAGCUAAGAGGGAUCUUGAAGCAAGCUGUGUGUUUAGGAUAGUCAAUCUGGUUGCAACCUCGACUAGCACGCAGCGGAACAAGCGCUUUCUACGAGAUACUCUGAUGCAACCUUGGCGGGUCCGCACCAUGUACAAGCUAUCGAGUAGGAAGCUCGUAGCCUUUUACAGAACGGCGGGCUUGUUCUCGAGCAACACUACACGAAACUGUUUGAAGAACCAGAUCUCGCGUGUAUUGAAGCAGAAGUUUGGGGUCGAGGUGAGAAGGAGAUUGUACGUGAAGUUUCCGUAUUCGGUCCAGGUGAAUCAGAGUGCUGUUAGGGACCUCAUGACGAAGGUGAUUACUAUAUCCGUACCUGAUGAAGCCAUUCGCACUCUCGUCAUAGAGAGGAUGAGGAUGGUGAAGACGAAGGGCAGGACGGUUGCCAACAUCAUCCACAACUACAAGAAGAAGCUGCAGAAUGGCGAGGAGGGAUGCACGUGUUCAACGUUGUCGCUACAGCGGUUUCAGGGACACGUGCGGACGAGACUGGAAGAGGUGCGAGGCGUACAUCGGUUCGUUCUCAAUUCAAGGAAUGUCACAUGCGGCAGGGCCGUAAACACAUUGGAACUCCUGGAGGCCAUCAUCAAGGUGAUACCGAAGACAUGGAGGAACAAUCUGCUACAACUGUCAGACGCAGAUGUCCGGAGAUGUGUCAAUGAGCAGAUGGCAUUGCCAUCUGCGCUGACCGAGCAGGAGGUCGCCCGCAACGUGCGCGACAUACACUCUCUAGUCCUGGUGCCGUUGGAUAGGAAUCCAGGCGCGACUUUGGUAAUAUGUCCAGUGUUGUACUUCCAUGGCUUCCGCAUGACGUUCAGUUGGAAUCCCGGCUUCGUAAAUAAGACGCAGAAGGAAGAGCGGGUAUUAGCAGAGUCGAAAGCUGCGUACAAAGAAGCCGGACUCCUGCAUGGGACGCCCGAUCCUCGUUACAGCGUCGAUCGAUCUCCAUGUGCAGCGCAGGGGUUGUUGGGCAUUUCACCGCACAGCGGUGGUCCGGAGGUCCGGUUGGGGAAAAGGCGUCGCGGUACCGUUUCGCAUGCGACUGGCAGCGUCGUUGGCCCGGGCGUGACACCCAUUUCGCCUUUCGCUGGUGUGUUGGGGGCUUCUCCGCCGGGUGUGGCCGGGGUUCGUGACGCGGCCGCGUAUGGAGGUGUGUAUGGUGGUCCGUUGCUGCCUAGACGGCUGGACUAUGCGGCCACGAUUCCUUUAGCACCUGCAUGGUCACAUGUGGUGGUCCCGCCAUGUCCCACUGGACGCGGUUCUCUUUCAAGAGAUCGCAGCGACGCUUGGCGUUGUCCAACCGUUUCACGUCCAGGAGUCGUCGGCGCGGCGGCGGGUUCGUUUGCGGUGCCGCCUCAGGCUCCCUUUGUCGCUCCUGAUUCCACACCUUUGGUUGACGAUGUGGAUAGCUCUGCGGCAGUCGGCGGCACGCCGUGUUCGGGCGGCAACAGCAUCGUGUGUGUGUGUGUGCGGGACGCGUGUCGGAGGCGGUUGUACGCUCUCCGCGACGCUAUGGCCGGUGUGCGUGACCAUCGCGGACCGGUCAGCGACGUUAUUGAUCGGCUGCUCCACUGGUCCUUGCCAGCCAUCCAUGCGGAGUUUGGUGUCGAGGUAGCAAAUGUGAUUUCUUCUUCGUUGCCAUCUCGGGUAUGCAGUCGAGAUUUCACGUUGCGUUAUAUGCCAGGCGAUUCCGGUGUCGACUACGGUCAGGGGGGUUCGCAGGGUUCAGCGAGUGGAGGGUUGGGGGAGUCUCAUGACGGAUCGCAGAACUCGUUCCCGUCAUCGCGUCGCGCAUCGCAGCGCAGUGACAGAGGGCGCGACACAACCUGCAGCGCGGGUCACUGCACACCGACACCUGCCCGACCGCAGACAUGGUGGGAUAGUUGGGAAGGUCUCUGUAAGCUGACGUUCGUAUGCGGCAAGAAAUGCAAAUGGAUGAAGCAUACGACACUCGUGACCAUGAACGUCCAUCAGUCGCGAGUGAUGCAGCAGCUCUUUCAUGCGACGGUCACCGCCGGCGUUACGUUCACGCUCCUCGAUAACUUUUGUGUUAGUUUAGGGAUGUGCUCGGUGCACAAACCCACAUUCUACAAGUUUAUGCGCAUAGAACCGGGGGGGGCGGAGCGGUGGAAUGCCAAGGUCGUACGGCAGGGCAUAAAAUAUUGCGAGCUUGUCAUUGAUAUUGUGAUGCGCCGUGGUGAGCCAGUGACAUUGAUGGUUGAUGGUCGAUAUGACUCUGCCAGAGGCGCGCAACAUUGCACUGUCACCGCGAUGGAGUAUGGGACUCGGCUUGUCGUAGGUGUUCACACUUUCCGUCCGAAGAUUGAAGGCAAGGCAUCGAAUGCGCUUGAGGUGCCAGCCCUCGUGCAACUUUUGCGAGGGCUGAUGGAGAAGGGGUUGAAGAUCCGGUGUGUUGUCUCGGAUGAUUGUGCCGCGUUGGGACCGCAGUUGCGAGCUAUGAACAUCGAGUGGCCGAAGGAUUGCCACCACAAAAUAAAAAACAUUCGCAAGCACUUCCACAGUAUGCUGCAACUGAAGGAAGCGAAGAAAGUGAGCAACCCGCACGAGUGUGUGUCAGAGGCGCAGUUUAUGCAGCUCACGAACAAGCGGCUAAAAGAGGCGUUGGAGCAGCGUUUUGGAUCUGACAUCCUCACACCUGCUGAGGAGCGGAUGAUGAAAUCGGAUUUCGUCGCUGUCGUCAUGCGAAAGAUGUACCCCUACGGAUCGAUGUCGAACGCUCGAGCGUUGGAGACUGAUCUAGACGGCUUGACAGAGUAUCAUGCGCAUGAGGUUGGGAUAUGGUUCCUCCGUGCUUGCCAGCUGUAUAGCGAGGAGGACGGAGACGCCGACAGUCUACACGUCGACAUUAUGUUGGUCGCCAAUCAUUGGGCUGGUGAUCAUUUGGGAUGUGUCGACGGUAGGGAGGUUCUGUGCGAGAAGCACUAACAUCACGUCGUACCACGUCG
Molecule: messenger RNA, 3907 nt
Organism: Chara braunii
Lineage: Eukaryota; Viridiplantae; Streptophyta; Charophyceae; Charales; Characeae
Source: the annotation of a GenBank genome assembly